Phymastichus coffea is the source of this 2549-nucleotide messenger RNA. RefSeq names its product CCHC-type zinc finger nucleic acid binding protein (gene CNBP). The record is from RefSeq and is a predicted model, not a curated record. Gene Ontology annotation, biological process: positive regulation of cytoplasmic translation. The transcript is spliced from 3 exons. Lineage: Eukaryota; Metazoa; Arthropoda; Insecta; Hymenoptera; Eulophidae. Gene Ontology annotation, molecular function: translation regulator activity; mRNA binding; zinc ion binding. The coding region runs from base 169 to 654 and encodes 161 amino acids. Gene Ontology annotation, cellular component: cytoplasm.
AUCUUUGCAAGUGGCGCACGGCGGAUCGGACUAUGGCGUUCGUCUAGUCCGCGUCGAGUAGUGUCGCGGUGUAGACGAAUCGAUUCGGUCUCUGUCCAGCAGCUCCAGGUGUGUGGCAGUAGCGCAUAUUCAUCAUCCCCGUACUCUUUGUACCAAGAUUUGUAAAAAAUGAGUUCCAGUGCUUGUUACAAGUGUAACCGAAUGGGCCACUUUGCCAGGGAAUGCCCCCAGGGUGGUGGUACUGGUAGAGGAGACCGCCGUGAUCGUGAUGGUGGUGGUGGCUACGGCAGGGGACGUGAUAAGUGCUACAAGUGCAAUCAGUAUGGGCACUUUGCACGUGAGUGCAAGGAGGCUCAGGAUCUCUGCUACCGUUGCAAUGGUGUUGGACAUAUUGCAAAGGAUUGUCAACAGUCCUCGUAUGGUUACCAGGGACCAGAUACGAAUUGCUACAACUGUAACAAGACGGGCCAUAUGGCCCGCAACUGCCCGGAGAACGUGAACGACGGCGAUCGUUCCACGACGCAAAGCUGCUAUACUUGCAAAAAAUACGGACACAUCGCUCGCAACUGUCCCGAAGGUGGCGGCAAGACCUGCUACAUUUGCUACAAGCCUGGCCACAUAAGCCGGGAGUGCGACCAGGAUGACCGGAAGUAGGAGCCAACUCGCUUGAUAAUGAACGACAGCCGCCGUUUACAACAACAACCGUCUCUCGCGCGCGCGCCACUGCCAGGGAUUUUGUAGCCGCUAGGUAGGGAUUUAUUAUCUGACACGCGCCCAAUUCCCAGUUCAGUGCGUGCUCGUCUAAUUAUUUUUUUUCUUUUCCGUGGAGUCAAAGAUGCUCUCUCUCGCUCAACAUCUCAAGUCCUUAUCUCGCCUAUACAAGAGUCCUGGAUCGGUUCGUGUAAUAUCGGUUCCUUCGUCGUCUCAUUGUAAACGCCCAUUCCCCUUUAUAUUAUAUUAUCACUAUCUUUCAUUUUCUUUUUUGUCCGAACAUCAGUUUGUUUGUUUUAUUAUUAGUAAAGAAAAAAAGCUGCACUUGUGCGAUAUUUCUGUAGUCUCUGUUCGCACACUUAUCACCUUCUUGGCUCCCCUCCCUGCAAGAGUUUUUAUUGCUUUACUUGUCUGCGGUUUUUUGCGACUUUUUAUUUGACAAUCAAUUUUUUGAUAAGCGUGUUCCUUAUUGCUGUGCGUGCGCGCAGCUAAGUGGAUAUCAGUUUUUUGUUCAUUAAAAAAUCGAAUGAGAUUCGAUAUUUAAGGUUUACUCGAAUAGUUCAGUUACUUCAAAAUAAAUUUAUGUACGUUCUACUUGUCUACUAUACUCAAAAAAGGUUCUUAUCAGAAUGAUUUAUACUUUCGACGACCUCUUUAUCACAGUAACUUCUCUUCCAUAGAUAAAAUUUUUUACAUAGAAAGUUGUCCUGGCGUAACGACAGAUAUUCAAGUAGACCGUUCGCAUGAUGCUAUUGAUAAAUUUAUAUCCACUAUAAACAUCCAAAAGUCAUUGAAGUGAAGAAGAAUAAAAAAAAUGUAAAAGUUAAGUAAAGGCAUACUGCGUACAUGCAAAGGCAUAUAUGCAUAAUUACAUGUACACGGACUAUUAAUGAUGUAAUAAUAUUGUAACGUUCGAUUUAAAACAUAGUAGUGCAUAGGAAGGAAAAAACCAUACCCUUCGAUUACCCAUUCCCUUGACCUUCUCCUAUACCUUACCUGAACCGUGAUCUUCUCCACGGAAUCAUUCAGAAUUUUCCCCUGUAAGUUUUUAUCAUGUAAGGUGUUUGGAUAGCUUAGUUAAGAAACGAGAAAGACACGAGAUGAUGACACAUACACGUAUACAUAACAUACAAACACACACGAUGACAACGAAAGAGUGCGAAGAGUCGAACGAGCUGUGUAAUUUGAGUUGUAACUUGUAGUACUUGGGAGUAUAAGCAAAGCGCUAUGUCCAUUAUCGGCAAUGGAGCUCAUCUUUAUCCUUCUUUUCUUCCUUUUUUAGUACAAAAUGACGCAGAAGAUUUGUAAAAUUACUUAUUUUUUAAAAUCGACUGAUGGCGCGCAAUCAUUAAUUAUUAUAUCUAUGCAUCUUGUAUCGAAUUGUGCAUCUCUUUGUAUCUAAGGAAAAAUCGCUCCGAUUUUUUCCCCUCUAAUCUCCUCUUUAAUGAAACUCAGUUGUUAUUUAAAGCUGAAUAAAUAAGAAACAAAAAGAAAUUUGGAAUAAAUAAAAGAUAUGUGUUUUGAAACGGAACGCGCUAAUUGUAUUGGCCCUGGAUUAUAUGCGCGCUAUAAUAAUAUGUAAACGUUAGGUAGAAAAAACAAAAAAAGCAGAAUAUAAGGUUUUGUCGCACCAAGAAGAAUCGAUCGUAAGAAUGUAAUGAGAUUGUAAUUUCCUUUAAUUUCUUUUCUGUAGCUGCGAGCAAGAGCAGCAUUUGUAAACAUGAGUGUGUACACAUGUGUGAAACCGCAUUUUGGUCGUAAGACUGAAUGUUGGGGUCCAAUAUCGCAAAAAGUGAAGGUGUAUUUUUUAUUUCAUUAAAUAUCUCAUUUUUUCUCGA